Molecule: messenger RNA, 1151 nt
Organism: Sinocyclocheilus grahami
Lineage: Eukaryota; Metazoa; Chordata; Actinopteri; Cypriniformes; Cyprinidae
Product: kinesin-associated protein 3-like
Exons: 9
Coding region: 127-1107 (326 amino acids)
Biological process (GO): cilium organization; microtubule-based movement
Cellular component (GO): ciliary transition zone; kinesin II complex; axoneme
Molecular function (GO): kinesin binding
Source: RefSeq, a predicted model, not a curated record
UGGGUACUGAGAGAGGACUGGAAGCACAGUGUGGAGCUAGCAACUACUCUCAUCAACAUCUUGUGCUUCUCAAGUUUCUCACAGUUCCAUGGACUCAUUACGCACUAUAAGAUUGGCGCACUGUGCAUGAACAUCAUCGAGCAUGAGCUGAAGAAAUAUGACCUGUGGCAGGAUGAGUUAGAGAAGAAGAGCAAGGCUUGUGACGAGGACCCCGAAAACCAGAGAUUGCGGAAGGAGCAUGAGAAAACCCUUAAGAAAUACCAAAGCCUCCUGGUCAAACAGGAGCAGCUGCUGCGAGUUGCGUUCUACCUGCUGUUGAAUCUGUCUGAGGACACCCGCACGGAGCUCAAGAUGAGGAACAAGAACAUUGUGCACCUGCUGGUCAAGUCUCUAGAGAGGGACAAUGAGGAGCUGCUGGUGCUGGUGGUCUGCUUCCUCAAAAAGCUCAGCAUCUUCUUGGAGAACAAGAAUGACAUGGCUGAAAUGGACACUGUGAAGAAGCUGGCUCGUCUGGUUUCAUGUGAAGAUGAAGAGCUGAUGAACAUCACUCUGCGACUCCUCCACAACCUCUCCUUUGACACGGGCCUGCAUACCAAAAUAGUGCAUGUGGGUUUGCUACGCAAACUCACUGAUCUGCUGGGUGAUGACACACACAAGCACAUAGCGAUGCGUAUCCCCUACCAUAUCAGCGUGGACGACAAAUCUAAAUCCAUGUUCGCGUAUACAGACUGCAUUCCUCAGCUCAUGCAAAUGGUCUUUGAACAUGGCGAAGAGAGAAUCGACACCGAGCUCAUUUCCUUCUGCAUCAACCUGGCUGCUAAUAAGACUAACGCUCAGAUUAUCUGUGAGGGUAAUGGAUUGAAGAUGCUGAUGAAAAGAGCACUCAAACUGAAGGACCCGCUGCUGAUGAAAAUGAUCAGGAACAUCUCACAGCACGAUGGACCUCUGAAACAGCUCUUCAUUGACUAUGUGGGUUAUCUGGCUGCUCAGAUCAAACAGGAGGGCGAUGAAGAGUUUGUUAUUGAGUGCUUGGGUACAAUGGCAAACCUCACCAUACCUGUGCCGAACGACAAUUGCAUCACAGAUCACAUUUCAUUUUUCCAGUGAGGAGAGUGAGUCGAGCUGACUGACAAGAAGAGUGGGGUGAGACG